Rana temporaria (common frog) is the source of this 1839-nucleotide messenger RNA. RefSeq names its product sonic hedgehog signaling molecule (gene SHH). Gene Ontology annotation, biological process: cell-cell signaling; multicellular organism development; intein-mediated protein splicing. The coding region runs from base 1 to 750 and encodes 249 amino acids. The transcript is spliced from 2 exons. Gene Ontology annotation, molecular function: calcium ion binding; patched binding. Lineage: Eukaryota; Metazoa; Chordata; Amphibia; Anura; Ranidae. The record is from RefSeq and is a predicted model, not a curated record.
AUGUCCUUGGAGUGUGAGAGGAAAGUGGAGUAUCUGGAGGAAACCCAUGAAGAAAACUCGGUGGCUGCAAAAUCCGGUGGUUGCUUUCCUGCUAAUGCUAGCGUCUCUUUGGAAGGUGGUGGUACCAAAGCAUUGAAGGACCUAAGGCCAGGGGAUCGGGUGCUAGCAGCAAAUGAGGAGGGCAAGCUGGUUUACAGUGACUUCCUCACCUUCUUGGACAAACAGGAGAGUGUGAAAAAGGUCUUCUAUGUGAUUGAGACCCCUGAACCCAAGCAGAGCAUCCGACUGACAGCUGCCCAUCUUAUCUUCGUGUUACAGAGCUCAGCUAAUGGCACCAGGUCUUUCAAGUCUGUUUUUGCCAGCAACAUAAAACCAGGAGAUCAGGUGUUUCUAGCUGAUCAUACGAUGAUGGAUCUGAAGGUGGUGACAGUGGACAAGGUCCACCUAGAGGAAGACAUUGGAGCUUAUGCUCCUGUUACUGCUCAUGGAACAGUGGUCAUCAAUGGUUUCCUGGCCUCUUGUUAUGCAGUCAUUGAAGAACAUAGCUGGGCACACAUGGCUUUUGCCCCGCUCAGAUUUGCCUUUAAAUUUUUCUCCUACUUUUCCCCCAAAGACUACUACAACCCACCUUCCACGUACCUUCAUGUUGAAGGCAUCCAUUGGUACUCACAACUCCUUUACCAGUUAGGAACUUGGAUCUUGGAUAAUGACUCUCUUCAUCCACUGGGUAUGUCAACGAGGUCCAGUUGAAACAUUUCUCAGUCAUUCCAUUAAGACAUUCAUUUUUAAUGUAGGACAGUCCAAAGUAGACACUAAGGAACCCCAUCCCACAUUUCUUUGUCCUUAUUAUUUUUGUAUUAUUAUUUUAUUCUUGCAUCACAUUGUACGUUACUUUCUUUUUGUUCUCUUCUGCUGAAUAUUUAUUUGUGUGUUGUUCGAUUAGAUGUUAAAUAUGAACGGGACAUACAAGAAGCCUUAACUAGUUUCUUUGAUAAUUUAUUGUCUUGCGAACUUUCCAUGAACUCGUGAAAGUUCUCUGUGUUGAUUCUAAGUUAACAAAGCAGAUUCUAUUUUUCUACGUGUUGAGUUGUCUUAACUCUAAGGGAUGAUUUACUCAAGGGUGCAACUUUUACUUCAACUUAGGAGACUUACCUUUAGUAAAUCUACCCCUUAGUACUGUUUCGUUACUUUUGUCUUUCCCUCACCGUCUUUGACAGACCUCCAUUGUAGGUGUCCACAAGGGGGUUUACUUGGCCUGGCUGUCACUGAAAGUGUUAAAUAAUUGUGAGAAAUUACUUGUCUCAGUGGGGGGGUCAGUAAAUUAUAUUUUUAUACGCAGAAUUGUAAAUUAGAAUUUUGUUUUUCAGAGAUCAAUACUUACUGAACUGCAUUUCUUUUCUUUUAUUUUUUGGAAAUAGUGUACAAUACGAGAAUAUAUUAUUUUAAUUUAAAUAGUUUCACAACGUAACGUUAUCGCAUAUUCUAUGUCUGUUUUUUUAUGUUUUAAUAUUUUUUUUCAUUUGUAUAAACUUGCAUCUGGUCACAUUCACCUAACCCACAGACUGUUACACAACAUUCCAUUUUUUAUCAGUUUGUUUUCUCUUUGACACAGUAGGAAUCUUGUAAUUUUACCUGCAAAUAAUUUAUUAGAAAGUCAUAUUUUUUAAAACAAAAUACAAAGCGCACAUAGAUGAGGACCUCCAGUGGAUGAAGACUGUUGAUUUGCAUUAAUAAAUUGAAUAACCGCUGUAAAUUUACUAAAAUGUAUUUUUUGGAAUACUUUGUAAUAGCUUUAAUAGUUUUAUAGAAAUAAAGUGUGCUAUGCACAGCUUGCUUGUA